Messenger RNA from Sinocyclocheilus rhinocerous, 1678 nucleotides. Its product is annotated as alpha-N-acetylgalactosaminide alpha-2,6-sialyltransferase 1-like. Bases 196 to 1467 code for a protein of 423 amino acids. Gene Ontology annotation, biological process: oligosaccharide biosynthetic process. The record is from RefSeq and is a predicted model, not a curated record. Gene Ontology annotation, molecular function: alpha-N-acetylgalactosaminide alpha-2,6-sialyltransferase activity. The transcript has 9 exons. Lineage: Eukaryota; Metazoa; Chordata; Actinopteri; Cypriniformes; Cyprinidae.
AUGUUUAAACGCCGCUCAUAGAUCAGUGCAGUCCAUAGGCCAAUAAUGUCAUUCGUAGCAAUGGGCGGACUGUAAUCCAGAAAUAAACACCUGGUUUGAUGAUGUAAUACAUUUGAAUAGGUAGAUUAUAAAACAGUGAAUCUUUCACAUGAAUAGGGCCAGACUGAUAGCAUGAGUGGAAACUGGUCAUGAAAUAUGCAGAAAGCUUGGGCUGUUAUUAGUCUCAUUCUGACUUGUUGCGUGCUGCUCUAUGUAGUGCUUUGGAUGAAUCUCUCUGAACAGUUUCAUAGCAAAACUGUCGUCAUUGCUGCAUUGAUUUUAUCACAACUUGGAACUACUAGUUUGUACACAACUGAAAAACCCAUUUACUCCACUGAGCAAGAAAUCAACAUAACACCUAUUCCGGUUCUCUAUAAGAAAAAUUUUACAAAACUUCCAGUGUGGGAUUUUGAAGAUGUUUAUUUGCGAAACAAUGAAGCAAGAAAACCUACCUGUCCAAAGUUCCUUCAAAACACAGAGGAUCCCAAGUUCAAGGAGGCUGUUCUUCCUGACGUUCAGCUGUGGCUGUACAAAGGUCUACUCAACGUAGCAGAAUGGAAUCGAUUAGCACACUUCAACAAUCCCUUCGGCUUCAUGGAAUACAAGUACAAUGAGGUAAAAAGAGCAGUGGAUUUGAUACCAAAGCCUAAGUCAUCAGUACUACUGCCUGUGCCUGAAAGUUCAAAGGAUGGCUGUAUCCGCUGUGCUGUUGUGGGCUCUGGUGGCAUUCUCAAUAACUCAAAGAUGGGCAAAGAGAUAGACUCCCAUGAUUAUGUUUUUCGAGUAAAUGGGGCUGUUACUCAAGGUUACGAGGAGGAUGUUGGAAACAGAACAUCAGUUUAUGUACAUACAGCUUUUUCCUUAUAUGCCAACAUUCUGAUGUUAAAAAAGUACGGCUUUAACAGUAUUCCACAAGAUGAGGGCAUCAGAUAUGUAAUGAUCCCCGAAGGCCUGAGGGACUUUGAGUGGAUCCAAGGCCUUUUGCAGGGAAAAGAAGCCAAUGGGUCAUUCAAGGGUGUGAGGCCACUGAAAUAUUUCAAAGGGAAAUUUAACGAGAGUAGAUUCUAUGUUCUUCACCCUGACUUUCUUCGAUACAUUCGCAACAGAUUCAUGCCAUCCAAACAAAUGCAGGGCAUUCACUGGGCAAUGUACAGACCGACCAAUGGAGCGUUUGCUUUGUUCUUGGCUCUUCACACAUGUGAUAUUGUGGACGCCUAUGGAUUUAUUACAGAAGACCACCAUAAGUACUCCAACUAUUAUUAUGAAACGUUCAAAAAAACCAGUGUAAUUUUCUUUAUUAACCAUGACUAUGGCCUGGAGAUAAAGACUUGGAAGAAACUGCAUGACUCUGGAAUCAUUAGACUUUUCCAAAGCACUAACACGUCAAAAACAGAAGAAGACUCUGUUCUGUCAACAGGUGUUAUUUGAAAAGAUACGAUUCUUAAAUAAGCUGUGGACUAAAACUAAAUGAAACAUCUGUAUGCUGCAAGUGAAAGGUUGUACUAUCAGUUUUAUCUUUUUUGUUUUUUUUAAAAGGAGAGGAAGGUGAUAUUUAUAUUUUAAAAUGGUCUUGGUUUGUGUGUUCGAUCUUUGUUCUUCACUACAUUACAAAUUCCCAACAUAAAUCUAUUUUUUAUUU